UGGGAAGCCCAAGAUAUACAAGGCACCGUAUAUUAAGGGCACAUAAUAGGUGCUCACCAAAAGCUAUUGGCGCUCUUUUAUCAUAUAAAAAGGGGCGGGGGGAGAGCACAGAAAAGGCGCUUUACAAGAUACCGCACAAGUUUUUGCUACAGUUACGUCACCCUUGGUGGUCAUAAUCCGUCAUUUAUUAUUGUUUCGGGGCUGUGAUGGUCCCUCAGUUACCGUGGCCAUGGAAACGCAGUGCGCAGUCCCGGAUUGGACGGUUCGUGGGCUCCCCCUGGAGGCCGCCUUGCAAGCCUACGGGGGACCACAGGGAGGGCUUUGGAGACAGAAACGAGGGGAGCUGGGAGUUGUAGGCCGCAGGAGGUGGCCGCCGCGGGGCGAUGCACGUCGGGAGUCGUAGUUCUCGGCAGAGGCGGUUGCCGGCCCCAGACUCAGCUUCGGCCUCACCCGGAUGGCGGCUGCGACGCGCAGCUGCCGGCCCUGGGGCUCGCUCCUCAGGCUGAUCUGGCUGGUCUCGGCCGCGGCCGCGUCCUGGGAUCUGACUUCGCUGCGCUGCAACUUCGGCUCAUUCUGCGAAUGUGACUUCCGGCCCGACUUGCAGGGUCUGGAGUGUGACCUGGCCCAGCACCUGGCGGGCCAGCACUUGGCCAGGUCGCUGGUGGUGAAGGCACUGAAGGCUUUCCUGCAGGAUCCAGCCCCCACCAAGCCGCUGGUCCUCUCUCUGCAUGGCUGGACCGGCACUGGCAAGUCCUAUGUCAGCUCCCUGCUGGCGCACUACCUCUUCCGGGAUGGCCUCCGUAGCCCCCACGUGCAUCACUUUUCCCCAGUCAUCCACUUCCCCCACCCCAGCCACAUGGAGCGCUACAAGAAGGAUCUUAAGAGCUGGGUGCAGGGGAACCUCACUCUCUGCAGCCGCUCCCUCUUUCUCUUCGAUGAGAUGGACAAGCUGGCCCCAGGCCUGAUAGAAGUCCUGCGACCUUUCCUGGGCUCCUCCUGGGUUGUCUAUGGGACCAACUAUCGCAAAGCCAUCUUCAUCUUCAUCAGCAACACCGGUGGCGAGCAGAUCAACCAGGUGGUGUUGGAGGCGUGGCGCAGCCGCCGGGAACGUGAAGAGAUCGGCCUGCGGGAGCUGGGGCCAGUCAUCUCCCAGGCUGUGCUGGACAACCCGCACCAUGGCUUCUGGCGCUCGGGCAUCAUGGAAGAGCAUCUCCUGGACGUUCUGGUGCCCUUCCUGCCACUCCAGCGGCACCAUGUGCGGCACUGUGUGCUCAACGAGCUGGCCCAUCUGGGCCUGGAGCCCAGGGAUGAUGUGGUCCAGGCCGUGCUGGACAGCACCACCUUCUUCCCCGAGGACGAGCCGCUCUUUUCCUCCAAUGGCUGCAAGAUGGUGGCUUCCCGAAUUGCCUUCUUCCUCUGACUCUCCCAGGUGGCAUCCCUGUCCUCCUCUACCUGGCCAGGUUGUGAAGGAAAGCCCUGGACCCUGUGCCGGAGGGUCCCUGGUCCUGCAGCGUGGGACCCAGAGCAUUCUGUGAAGAUGAGGAGGGCUGUUGGCUGGGCCGUGAGACAGAAGGCCGGGGCAGGCCCUGGCUCUUCAUUGGUCUGAGGGCAUCUUGGCCUUUGCCUCCUUCCUCAGGGAAAGCACCGGUCACCCCAGAAUUUCAAGGAGCCUUGACCGCAGCCUGAGCCUUCUUAAAAUGUGAAUUGUAACUCAGGGACAGUGGCUCGUGGCUGCUCCCUCCUUCUUCUCUCUGUUCCUCUGGCCCUUGCCCCAGUACCAUACCCACGCCCAGCCCUGUGUCCCCAUAUGGUAAAACCAGGCUGAGACUUCUGUCUCCGUGAACAGAGGGACUCAAGUUCACACUGGAGCUGAGCUUUUCAAGUUUUUAAUUUUGUACAUGAAGAAAACAAAUACAAUAAAUUUAGUCACGGGACCAGA
Messenger RNA from Bubalus bubalis (water buffalo), 1939 nucleotides. It is a transcript of the gene TOR2A, whose product is annotated as torsin family 2 member A. The transcript is spliced from 5 exons. Gene Ontology annotation, molecular function: ATP binding; ATP hydrolysis activity. The record is from RefSeq and is a predicted model, not a curated record. NCBI's taxonomy places the organism in Eukaryota, Metazoa, Chordata, Mammalia, Artiodactyla, Bovidae. Bases 455 to 1420 code for a protein of 321 amino acids. Gene Ontology annotation, cellular component: endoplasmic reticulum lumen; endoplasmic reticulum; nuclear envelope.